This is a messenger RNA of Rhizophagus irregularis DAOM 181602=DAOM 197198, 2365 nucleotides long. RefSeq names its product Inositol-3-phosphate synthase. Gene Ontology annotation, cellular component: cytoplasm. Gene Ontology annotation, biological process: phospholipid biosynthetic process; inositol biosynthetic process. The record is from RefSeq and is a predicted model, not a curated record. NCBI's taxonomy places the organism in Eukaryota, Fungi, Glomeromycota, Glomeromycetes, Glomerales, Glomeraceae. Gene Ontology annotation, molecular function: inositol-3-phosphate synthase activity.
AACGAUUAAAUUGAUUAAAUUGAUUCGAAUUUUUUUUCUUUUUCAAGGUAUCCCCAGAUCCAUUCAGUUAAACAUUUAGGGAAUUUAGUUCGCAUUUAUAUUUUCCUCGAUUGAUAUUUGUUUUAUUUUUUUUUAAUAAAAAAAAAAAUUCAUAUAAUUAAGGGACUACUAUUUGUAAAAGAAAAUUUUUUUUUAUCAGAUGUGAUACGACUGUAAAAGUUUUACAUCAGAUAAAUUAUAUUUAAAGGGUCAGAUUCCGAUUUCCUUUUAACUGUUUUUUAAACAAAACAAAGUUACCCCUUGAAAAAAUUGCCCAGCACGUUCUCCAAUCUACUUUUUUCACUACACAAUCCUCACAGAGGACAGAAAAAUAGCAGCAAAUACAAAAUUAAUCCUCUAUAAUAUGCCUCCAAACAUAACUGACUCACUUCCCCUUGGACCUGUUCCAACGUAUAAAGUUAUCUCCCCGAAUGUCCGCUACACCGAUAUGCAUAUUCUUGCGGACUAUACUUAUCAUAAUGCCACCGUCUCUAAAAACGAGAUUGAUGGUACUUUAAAAGUUAUUCCGACCGAAACAAAAUACAAAUUUAAGACCGAAGUUAACAUCCCUAAAGUGGGGUUAAUGAUGGUUGGAUGGGGAGGUAAUAAUGGCUCCACCUUAACCGCGAGUAUUAUUGCUAACCGUGAAAAAAUUUCGUGGCACACCAAGGAAGGUCUUAAAUCUGCCAAUUAUUUCGGUUCAGUCGUUCAAGCUUCCACUCUCAAAAUAGGUGUAGACACUAAAGGAAAUGAUGUUUUCAUUCCUUUUAAUAAUAUAUUACCAAUGGUUCAUCCCAAUGAUCUUGUACUUGGUGGUUGGGACAUAAGCUCUCUCAAUCUCGCACAAGCUAUGGAACGUGCUAAAGUUCUUGAUUAUGAUCUUCAACGUCAAGUCAAACUGAAACUCGAACAACUAAAACCGUUACCUUCUAUUUAUUAUCCUGAUUUUAUUGCCGCUAAUCAGAGUGAUCGUGCUGAUAAUCUUAUUUCUGGAAAUAAUAAAAAAGAACACCUUGAACAAAUUCGUAAAGAUAUUCGUGAGUUCAAAGCAGCCAAUCAGCUCGAUAAAAUCAUUGUCGUCUGGACUGCUAAUACUGAACGUUAUGCUGAAAUUAUCCCAGGCGUGAAUGAUACAGCAGACAAUAUUCUGAAAGCUGUUGAAAAUAGUCACCCGGAAAUUGCACCAUCCACAAUUUUCGCUUUGGCUUGUAUUCUUGAAAAGACUCCCUUCAUUAAUGGAUCACCUCAAAAUACGUUUGUCCCCGGCUGUAUUGAACUUGCAGAACGUGAACAUGUUUAUAUUGGAGGAGACGAUUUUAAAUCUGGCCAGACAAAAGUCAAGUCUGUUUUGGUUGACUUUUUAGUGAAUGCUGGCAUUAAACCAAUUGGGAUCACGUCUUAUAAUCAUCUUGGCAAUAACGAUGGUAAGAAUUUGUCUGCACCACAACAAUUUCGAUCAAAAGAAAUUUCAAAAAGUAAUGUUGUUGAUGAUAUGGUUGCUGCCAAUGGAAUCCUUUUUAAACCUGGCGAACAUCCCGAUCAUGUUGUCGUAAUUAAGUAUGUACCAGCAGUCGGUGAUUCAAAACGAGCUCUUGAUGAAUAUGUAUCAGAAAUUUUCAUGGGUGGAAAGAAUACAAUUUCAUUAUAUAAUACAUGUGAAGAUUCGCUCUUGGCUUCUCCACUCAUUUUGGAUUUGGCCAUUAUCACCGAAUUAAUGACACGCAUUGAAUAUUGUGCCGGAGAUAUGAAAGAAUAUGAAUCUUUCGAUGCAGUUUUAUCCAUAUUGAGUUUCAUGUUAAAAGCUCCUUUAGUACCACCAGGAACUCCAGUUGUUAAUGCCUUAAGCAAACAGCGUAUGGCAAUGGAAAAUUUUUUCCGUGCAUGUGUUGGAUUGGCUCCCCAAAACGAAAUGCUUUUGGAGCACAAAGCUCCAGUUAAAAUUUAACUUGCCCGAUCUAGUGGUAUAAAAAAUUUCUGAUUGUGUUUGGAUAUUUCAUUCUUACCCUAUUUAAUAAAAUGAUUAUUUAUGAUUGUGUUCGAUAACAUUAUUUGAAUUAAUGAUUUGAUCAUGAGAUUUGGCGGGGCUAACCGUAGUUACAAUUUAGGUAUAGAUUUUCAACUUGCAAUAAAACUGAUAUCAAAAAGGCAAUAAAAUGUGCGACUCUGUCAUUAUUAUGUAAGUUUUGCUUUUAAUAACAGAAAAAAGUGAUGCAGGAGGACUCUUUUUUUGGCAUUAAUGUUCUAGAUUAUCUGUCUAAUUAAUGACGUUUAAUAUCGUAUCUUUAAUCUAAAGUUCUAUUUUUUUUUUGGUUAGAUUGUAUUAAUU